Molecule: messenger RNA, 1251 nt
Organism: Ciona intestinalis (vase tunicate)
Lineage: Eukaryota; Metazoa; Chordata; Ascidiacea; Phlebobranchia; Cionidae
Source: RefSeq, a predicted model, not a curated record
GCUGUAGUUUUAGGAAGUAUGUUAAGUUAGGCAUAUUAGCUUUCCUUCUGGCUUACGGAUGGCGCUCGUGACCGAGGCCACGUUGAAUGAGGCCUACGAUAUUGUGCGCGCCUCACGUGACUGUGUGCGCACUCCGCUACUGCGCAAUGUUGAGAAACUUGGCUUCUUGGAUUGUCCGGACGAGGUAGAAGUUCAUUUGAAGUUGGAAAAUAUGCAAGUAACAGGUUCUUUUAAAAGCAGAGGAGUAGUGGUUCAACUCGCAAAAGCUCCUUCGCUCGUAACGUCAGGAAAACGAAGUUUAGUAACCAUAUCAGCUGGCAACUACGGUAAAGCAUUCGCCCACGCUUGUUAUCAACGUGGACUAAAAGGUACUGUGAUUAUGCCGCUCACAGCGCCAGAGAGCAGGGAACGAAUUAUACAGUCGAAAGGCUGUGACGUCAUACGAACCGAAUCUUCUGAGCUAAUGACAAAAGUGAAAGAAUUGAUACAUGAGAAGGACAUGACUUUUUUACAUCCAUUCGAUGACCUCAACCUUAUCGCUGGCUAUGGAAGUGCUGGAUUGGAAAUAUUGGAAGAAGUUAAUCCUGAUAUUGUAUUGGUGUGUUGUGGUGGCGGGGGACUCGUGUCUGGUAUUUCUGCUGCUAUAAAAUACAAAGGGUUCAAGGAUACGAAGAUUUAUGCAGUGGAACCAGAGACAGCCAACACUAUGCAAAGAAGCCUGGCACAGAACUCUGCAGCUACACUUCAAACUGCACACAGCUUAGCUGCUGGUCUUGCCCCACCUUUUGCAGGUAACAACACGUUUCAGCACGUGAAGUCGCUUACAGAUGGUGUUCUUACUGUCAGCGACAAGGAAAUAGCCAAAGCGACCCGUGUCCUUUAUAACAAAGGAUUAAUUGUCGAACCGUCCGGAGCCGCCGCCUUUGCUGCUCUCGUUACAGGGAAAGUACCAGAGCUGAAAGGGACAGUCGUGGUUUUAGUGACAGGUGGAAACGCAUCGACUGAAGAGUUGUCUAAAGUAUUCAACGAUUACGAAUGUUAGCGAUCAUAAGGUUGACGAUUGGGCCAAAUCUGGACUAAUCCCAAGUCCUUGACGAAGACCUCGUCACCCCCAUAAGAAUGGAAUAGAAGGCGGACGAUUUAUAAUUUGAGUUAUAGUAGCCUACAUUUGUGUAUGUAUUUGCAUAGGUGAAUAGUUCUGCACUUUUAGUAGACGUUAUAAUUUUGUAAUUAAAUUCCAACACAACCUAA